CAGGCCGCCGCGGCCUGUGACGCGCACCUCGGCGCCCAAGGCCCGUAGCCGCGCAGUUUCCUCGGUCGUGAGGCCGCCGCGCAGUCCGGUCGUGUACACGGGCCCCGCGGGCUCGCAGAGCAGGAGUGCUCCUGCCUCAGUCCCCGACAGGCCCUCAAUGCCUGGUUCGGCCUGUAGCCGCCGCAACCAGCGGUCCUGCAGCCCCAGCAGCUCCGCGUACGGGACCCGACCCAGACGCACCAGCCGAAGAACGGGUUGCUGCAUCGCGCCCACCGCUGUGUCCGCGGGGCCCCGCCCUCUGCCUGAGCCUGGGGCGUGGCUUGAGGGGCGGGGCCGCAGGGGUGCACCCCGAGCCGCGGCUCCCAGGUGCGUGUUAAAAGGUGGAAAGGGGUGCUGUGUGAUCCCACGACCCAACUCAGGAUAGACCUUAUCCAUUCAUUCAACAACCAGUAUUCAGUGUCUGCUAUGUUCUGUAGGCCCUGCUGUAGGCGCUGGAUACAGCGGUGCAUAGCCUACGAGAAAGAUCUGUCCUGGUUGAGCAUCCUUAAUCUAAAAAUCUGAAAUCUGAAAUGCUCCAAAAUCCUUAACUUUUUGAGAGCUGACAUUGUGCCACAAGUGGAAAAUUUCAUACCUGAUGUUAUGUGUGUUGCAGUCAAAACACAGAUACACAACACACAGUUUACACAGCAUCCCCAAUGAAAAAAAGACCCUCCCAGCUCACUGCUGCUGCAGUUUUUCUGCCCACAUCUGGAUUUCCCCAUGCAGCCCCACAGAGGGUAAUUAAAUGGCAUUCGUGCAGGCUGGUCACGCCAACAACAGGUUUCCCACAAUGCCCCACAUGGGGACAAGACCUAUGUGCAUUACUCACUGCAUUUUUUUGUGUAUUCUCUGCUGUGUGGUGUAAAUAUAUUGUUGAAAAUGUCAAAAAGAUCUGAAGAUACCCCUGUGAAUAUCAGUGAUAAGAAAAAGAGGAAGCAUUUAUGUUUAUCUAUAGCACAGAAAGUCAAGUUGUUGGAAAAACUGGACAGUGGUGUAAGUGUGAAACAUCUUACAGAAGAGUAUGGUGUUGGAAUGACCACUAUAUAUGACCUGAAGAAACAGAAGGAUAAACUGUUAAAGUUUUAUGCUGAAAGUGAUGAGCAGAUAUUAAUGAAAAAUAGAAAAACACUUCAUAAAGCUAAAAACGAAGAUCUUGAUCGUGUAUUGAAAGAGUGGAUCCGUCAGCGUCGCAGUGAACACAUGCCACUUAAUGGUAUGCUAAUCAUGAAACAAGCAAAGAUAUAUCACAAUGAACUAAAAAUUGAGGGGAACUGUGAAUAUUCAACAGGCUGGUUGCAGAAAUUUAAGAAAAGACAUGGCAUUACAUUUUUAAAGAUUUGUGGUGAUAAAGCAUCGGCUGGUCAUAAAGCAGCAAAGAAGUUCACUGACAAGUUCAGUAAUAAUGAUGAACAAGAUGGUGACUUUGAAGGAUUCCAUAUGUCAAAUGAGAAAAAAAUAAUGUCUGACCUUCUAACAUAUACCAAAAAUAUACAUCCGCAGUCUGUCAGCAAGCUGGGAGAAGAGGAUAUCAAAGAUGUUUUUAACAGUAAUAAUGAGGCUCCAGUUGUUCAUUCAUUGUCCAGUGGUAAAGUAACAAAAAUGGUUCUGAAUCAAGAUGAUCAUAAUGAUGAAGAUGAUGGUAACACUGCAGAAAAAGUGCCUGUAGACGACAUGGUAAAAAUGUGUGAUGGUCUAAUUGAAGGACUAGAGCAGUAUGCAUUCAUAACAGAACAAGAAAUCAUGUCACUUUAUAAAAUCAAAGAGAGACUUCUCAGACAAAAAGCAUCAUUAAUGAGGCAGAUGACUCUGAAAGAAACAUUUAAAAAAACCAUCCAGCGGAAUGCUUCCUCAUCUCUGCAGGACCCACUUCUUGGUCCCUCAACUGCUUCUGAUGCUGCUUCUCACCUAAAAAUAAAAUAAAAUACAGUGUACAGUAACCUUUUAGUCAAAACACAGCGUUAUACUUGGAAAUUGAAAGCCUGCUGUUACUUCUUGUUGCUGUUGCUUAACCCAGCUGAUACAGGUAUUCUGGUGACACUACUGUGCUAACUCACUUAACUUGAAUUUUUUUCUUU
Saimiri boliviensis boliviensis (Bolivian squirrel monkey) is the source of this 2114-nucleotide messenger RNA. RefSeq lists its product as uncharacterized. Gene Ontology annotation, cellular component: nucleus. Gene Ontology annotation, molecular function: DNA binding. The record is from RefSeq and is a predicted model, not a curated record. NCBI's taxonomy places the organism in Eukaryota, Metazoa, Chordata, Mammalia, Primates, Cebidae.